CCCUCAGAUUUCUCUGACAUCCCCCUCCGAGCAGCCUAACGGCGCCGGCAGGCAAAACUUGUCAAACACGAAAACCAAACCCUAAUCGCCAAUUUUUCCGCCUCCUUACCAAAAUGCACCGUUUAACCAAACUCUAAUCGCUCUUUUGUCACUAUUCAACCAAUAAUAUCAACUAGACGUGUAGAGUUUAAAGUUUAAACAACAAAAAAAAGAGUUACAAUAAUCCACACUUAGGAUGCUUUACAAUUCAUGGAGAACUUUUCAUCCGCCCUGCUGUAGUUGAUACGCCACUAACAGUAAUUAAAAUACGAGAUAUUGUUAAGUUACUAUAAGACUAGUGAUAGAAAUUAUAUAGUUACCACACUUUGAUUUUUCUUAAACCGUUUCAUAUGGUUGGCCACCAAAGUUUUAAUAAUUUUGAAUGACACCCUAACAAGGCUACAGGUAAAAGUCGAAUCGAGAAGAAGAGCUUCACCGAUCGCAAACAAUGGCAGACGAAGUGAUCCUUAUGAGUUACUGGCCGAGCAUGUUCGGAAUGAGGACAGUGAUCGCGUUAGAGGAGAAAGGAGUGAAGUACGAGUAUAGAGAAGAAGAGGAUGUGAUCAAUAACAAGAGUCCCUUGCUUCUAAAGAUGAAUCCGAUUCACAAAAAGAUCCUGGUUCUCAUCCACAAUGGUAAACCGGUUUCUGAAUCCAUCAUCCAAAUCCAAUACAUAGACGAAGUCUGGUCCGACAAGAACCCAUUCCUUCCUACUGAUCCAUACCAAAGAUCUCAAGCCUUAUUUUGGGCCGAUUUCAUCGAAAAGAAGUUGUUCCUUUGUGGGAGGAAUACUUGGGCAACGAAAGGUGAGGAGCUAGAAGCAGCCAAGAAGGAGCUUAUUGAAAUACUCAAGACUCUUCAAUCUGAGCUAGGAGAUAAACUUUACUUUGGCGGCGAUACAUUCGGGUUUGUAGACAUUGUGUUGAUUGGGUUCUAUAGUUGGUUUCCAGCAUAUCAAAAGUUUGGUAACUUCAGCAUUGAAACAGAGUGUUCGAAACGGAUGACUUGGGGAAAGAGGUGUAUGCAAAGAGACAGUGUGGCUAAGGUUUUGCCUGAUUCUGAGAAAGUUUUUGGUUACGUUUUACAGCUUAAGAAGGUAUAUGGGAUUGAGUAAGAGAAGAUCUCUUUGUUUAGCUAUAUAAGUUGUGUUUAUCUGGAGGUUUUCGUGUUUAAAUUGUGUUCUGUUUAAACUAAUGAUUUAU
Camelina sativa (false flax) is the source of this 1241-nucleotide messenger RNA. Its product is annotated as glutathione S-transferase U21-like. Gene Ontology annotation, molecular function: glutathione transferase activity. Gene Ontology annotation, biological process: glutathione metabolic process. Lineage: Eukaryota; Viridiplantae; Streptophyta; Magnoliopsida; Brassicales; Brassicaceae. Gene Ontology annotation, cellular component: cytoplasm. The record is from RefSeq and is a predicted model, not a curated record.